Messenger RNA from Frieseomelitta varia, 3873 nucleotides. It is a transcript of the gene boss, whose product is annotated as protein bride of sevenless. Gene Ontology annotation, biological process: G protein-coupled receptor signaling pathway; visual perception. Gene Ontology annotation, molecular function: sevenless binding; adenylate cyclase inhibiting G protein-coupled glutamate receptor activity. Bases 1142 to 3727 code for a protein of 861 amino acids. NCBI's taxonomy places the organism in Eukaryota, Metazoa, Arthropoda, Insecta, Hymenoptera, Apidae. Gene Ontology annotation, cellular component: membrane. The transcript has 9 exons. The record is from RefSeq and is a predicted model, not a curated record.
AGGAAACAGAAUGAAAAACGCCUGAGAAAAGAGAAAAUAUUAUUAAUAUAUAUCGAAGAAGCGUGACCAGCGUGAAACGGUUCGUGUCCAGAAGCUAGCCUCGGCAAGAGACUGAAUCGUGAUUCCCGGAGAUCGAGGGGGAGGGGACGAAGGAAAAAAAGAAAAAAUAUCAAUUUAGAUCCGAGUAUUAUCCCUGAAAUGCUGCCGGCGAUAAUCGUAAAGAGACGUGUUCCACGGCGAUUGUUACACCCGGAGUUGCGCUUAUCACGCGAUUUGAUGGAUCCGAUCAUGAAGGGGAGGACUAAGUCGCGAUAAGUAACGCGUGCUGCCGUGUCCAGCCGCUAUUCUCACCGCGGACGAUCCAUUUCCUCGAGGACACCUCUGGAAACCACCGAACCAGAAUGAUGAUCACGACGAUCGUAAAGAUUUGAAAGAAAGAACCCUCAACUUCCGAAACACUUCUAGGAAGGAAGUUUCGAACUGGCGAAACGUCUCGAUAAUCGUGGAAAUUGAAAAUGAGUAAAAGAAGGAACGGAGGGAACGAUCAAACGAUUCUACACUCGACAAUGGCGUUUGUCGUUGAUAGAAUCGAGUGAAAAGAACUCGAGAUCUCCAUUGAGAGGGCAGGAGUACACAUCGAUCGAGUCGGCGAUACAAUGAGGGAGGUCUGUCCCUUUUGACGAAUUUCUGGACGCUCCUUUUUGAAGGGUUCUUUCGAAGGAAGAGAGUGGAGGGAGUAGCUGGAUGACAUAGUUCGCGGCUAAAUAAAAUCAAGUGGGAGGAACUUCUCUGAGAACCGGUCGUCGAUUGAAGGAAAUGUGUUUCCCUCGGCGGAUAUUAUUUUUUGGACGCUUUUGACAAACAUCUUUCCCAGUUACGGAUGAUUCAUCAGUAUUAGUUGGAGUUGCAUUCUCUCUUGUCGAAUCUGCCAAAGAGCUUUUGCAGAGGAAAUUUUUCGAAGAGACAAGCAUAAUUUUGAUCACUAGUGAAAUUAAACGAGAGGAAGCUCCCCCUUCUGAAUGGUCUAUCGAUUAAACAGGUUACAAUGUUGGAAACCUGUUCCCUCUGGAGGAUUUGCCCGAUCAGAGAUCGUCUGUUUUAAAGAAGUGGAAUAGUUGUACGAUUUGAUCGGUCUUUUCAAAUGAGAAAUAUGUCGUCGAUGAUUUGGGUGAUUUUUCUGAGCGUCGUGCAGACAAUUUUAGGAAUGGAUGAUCAGGGAAUAUGUCCGAAGAAUAGAAGUUUAUUUGAAAUUCCCGGCGACGCUGUUUUAUCUGUGUUUCUGAAUAUCAAUCACGGACCGUAUUGCAACGUUACGAGCAGCACCGGCCUCGAGCAAGUCUUCACCGCGUCGUACGUGGUGCAUCUUUUGAACAAGUACGAAUCUAUCUCGGGACUAUUGUUAGGCUUGAAGAUCUUCGACACGUGCAACGACGAGAUGACAGUGUACAAACAAGCGUUGCAAACAACGGUAGACAUGGACUGCACGGACCAUUACGAAAUGGGAAUACUAUUGCCGACGGUGUACACAACGAUCUUAGAACCGCUUCGUAAUUACAGCGUGUUGCCCAUCAGCUCGUACAACGAGCAGAAUUUGACAAGGCCCUUGAUCAGCCUGAUGGUUCAUUACGUUAGCACCAGGUUCGAAACGAUCGACGUACUACUGGUUAACCACGAUUUCGCGUUGAAUUCGUUUCUGGAUGCAACGAAGGAAGCGGGGAUUUGCGUGAAGAAGUAUGGCGACAGCCUGGAGCUGGAGGAGGACGAAACGGAGGCGGUGAUCGCCGCGAUCGGACAGAGGAACGACAUUCGACAGUGGAUCGAGAGGGGUGAGAAGAUGCAAGGCUCGAGGAAAACGUGGAUCGCGUUGCCCCUCGAUGGAUCGAACGUCGACGACGUGAUUCCUCCAGGUUCGUACGUGGUGCGAACGUCGCCGUUCGACCUGGACCUGCUGCAGGAGAUCUCCACUCCAGAUUUGUUUCUGGAAGCAGCGAGCAGCCCAGUAAUCCAUUCGCCGCAUUUGCUCGGUAUCGGCAAGGCGAUCGUCGAAUUGGCCCAGUUGCUGCACGACAUUCACAAACGGAACUGUCCGCGAGGAACAGAAUCGUGCGUGAUGCCGCGCUUCAACGCGAACACGAAACAGGAAAUGCGAAACGCGGACGUGUACAACGCUCUUCGCAUACUGCCGAAAUCGCACUCGAUCAAGUACAUCGUGGCAAUGAAGAGCCAACAGGAGAUGAUCGACAUGGCCGCGUACAGGGUGGAGCCGACGAAUUCGAAAUUCAGAAUCACGCCGGAGUCCAGGGUGCCGAAGAUGCCUAAGCUUUGCUUGAAGAAGCACGCGAGGAAUUGCGACGAUUGCGCGAACUUCAAGAAGAGAUUCGGCCCUCGCAGUGUCACCAAAGAUACACUCGACAGGGGUUUAUUAAAGGCAGGCAACUGGAUACCAAUUUUCCUGACGGUGGUUGUGUGCGGUACGUUCGCCUGCGGCGUGAUUGCUGUCUUCAUUAUCUACCGCUUCAUCGUCGAGGACGUUCUCGAUGGGAAUCCAGCGUUAACGAUCGUGCUGAUACUGGCCAACGUGUUCACCCUGCAGACGGUACUGCCGUUUUGCAUCAACGACGAUUAUUUAGGGGCUGAGCACCUCAACUCGAGGAAAAUCCUCGUGGCUACGCUCGCGUUCGGAUUGGACUUCUCCGUCAUGCUAUCCAGAGCGUUUUUCCUGGUAUUCUCCAAAGGUGGUGUCUUUACCGCUCACAUUAACGGAUAUCUUCAGGGACUGAUGGUGUUCUUCAUGUUCUGCGUGCAACUCGCGAUAUCCGUUAUGUUCUUCGCUCUCAGCACCGACGACUCGGCGGUCGUUGUCAGGAGUUUGAGCUUCAUCGCUCUUCUAGGCUACGAUAUAUUUCUACUGGUCAGCCUGUUCGUGGUGUGCUUCUUCAUCUCGCGGCUGCCGCGCAAUUAUCGGGAAGGCAAGUGUUUCUUCGGCACCUCGAUCGGGCUACUGAUCGUCUGGGCCAUCUGGCUCACCUGUUUCAUCCUCGUCGAGCCGGAAUGCCGCGACACUGUCGUGUCCUUCGGUAUUAUUUCCACGGCGUACCUCAUCAUUAUCGGUGUCCUGAUACCGAGAACGUAUUACAUGGUGAAGCAUCUGGCCCGGGGGAAGGAAUUUGGACAGAGAUUCGGAUCGACCGAUCUAGGACCGGAUCACAGGAUCAACACGAUCGCCAGGCAGAAUCGUCCGUUUUACGAUUACGUGCACUCCGGCGGCGGAAGUACGACGAACUUGCAGGUGACGUCCGCCUAUCCGAACUAUUACGGUAGCCCGAGUCCGAAUCAGAAGUAUCUGGGCCAGUGUAGAAGCGCCGAAACGAGAAGAAUCCCUGGAUACAACAAUUACGGAUACCACACGGAGAUGCGAGAAGUGAAUAACUCAUACACAAUACCCCAAGUCUGCAUCGAGGAUGCGGACUCAAGGACGAGCCCGGUGGAUCGGAGCGACGCGAACGCGACGUACGCCCGGCCAAAAUGUCAGCGGAAACGGAGGCCCAAGGACAACAAAAAUUGCAUCGAGACCGACGUGUACGUCGAGGGUAGCGUCUCCGUCGGCCGUAAAUCCCACGACGAGAUCUAUCCUGCGCGAUCGAGCAGCCCCAGAUUGAUCCAAACUGAGGCGACCAUCCGCGAGGAAAACGAGGACGACGAAAUCAACAGGAUCACGCGAUUCUAACGCUUAAAAUAAUAAUAAACCAAACGUCUCAACACCCAACUGGUACUUAUUAAGGGGAAUUAUAAAAGUACUUAAUUUUUAUUUACUUGAUGAGCAAAUAAAUAAUUGUGAAACACUGUAGCAAUAAACGAACGAUUGUAAAAUAA